UGGAAGUUCUGGAAAUAUUGCCUCUGGCAAUGGAGACCUCAUGGACCUUUGGGAGUGUCUGGUGAACCCCUCCUCGGAGGAAUGCAAGUCGCUUUUGAAGAAGCACCUGACCCCAGAACGGUUUGAAAAGCUAAAAGAGCGAGAGACCAAAUAUGGCGGAACGCUAGCUGACUGCAUUCGGUCAGGAUGUAAGAAUCUAUACUGCGAAGUAGGCAUCUUCACCUGUGAUCCCCAUGGCUACACCAUCUUCGCCGACGUUAUCGAUGACGUCAUCAAGGACUACCACAAGGUCGAUAAGUUAGAUCACCCAGAGCCUGACCUAGGUGACUUGGAGAAUCUUACGUUUGGUAACCUUGACCCUUCCGGGAAAUACAUCGUCUCUACCCGCAUCCGUGUCGGACGGAACUACGACAACUAUGGCUUUCCACCCAUUUUAACAAAAGACCAACGACUGGCGAUGGAGGCAACCACGAAGGAAGUUCUCCUCAACUUUACCGGGGAUCUUGCUGGAACGUACCACUCUCUGGAGACCAUGAGCCAGGAGGAACAACAAGACCUGAUACAGAACCACUACAUGUUCAGGGUCGAGGACAGCCUAUUGGGAGCUGCCAGCAUCUUUAACGACUGGCCUUCUGGCAGAGGCAUUUUCUUCAACAACGACAAGACCUUCCUUGUGUGGGUGAACGAGGAGGACCAUCUCCGUCUCAUCUCCAUGCAGAAGGGAGGCGACUUGGGAGCCGUCUACAAGAGACUCUGCACCGCCAUCAAGACAAUAGAGGGAAGUGAUGUGCAGUUCGCCAAGAGGAAAGGUCUGGGCUACCUGACGUUCUGUCCGACCAACCUGGGUACAACCCUCCGUGCUUCAGUCCUCAUCAAGAUCCCCCACCUCUCUGCCCAACCGGACUUCGGGAAAUUCUGCGAGAAUCUCCACCUACAGAUUCGAGGUUUCCACGGGACGCGGACCAAGGGUGUUGAUGGCAUCUACGACCUCUCCAACAAACGUCGACUCGGUCUCACGGAGUUUCACGCCGUCGAGGAGAUGCGUCGGGGCGUGGAAAUAUGCCUCACGCGGGAAAAGGAACUUGAGGCAGCCCAAAAACGCAAGGCCCAGAAACGCAAGGCUUAGUCUUCGGACUAUUUAUUGUUGAAA
Molecule: messenger RNA, 1150 nt
Organism: Haliotis rubra (blacklip abalone)
Lineage: Eukaryota; Metazoa; Mollusca; Gastropoda; Lepetellida; Haliotidae
Product: arginine kinase-like
Exons: 6
Coding region: 41-1126 (361 amino acids)
Biological process (GO): phosphocreatine biosynthetic process
Molecular function (GO): creatine kinase activity
Source: RefSeq, a predicted model, not a curated record